ACAACUUCACUUCACUCGAUCAAGCUAAAUUCGGCUGCUAAUUGAUUUUGGAAAGUGUUUAGUUCAGACAAGUUUGCUUUGAAAAAUUGCAAUUAAACAGCUUUACACCUGUUAAACGCAAUCCAGACAGUUUUUAUCUUUCAAGAAAAAGACGCUCCAAGAUUGACUUGAUCCCCAAGAUGGCUGAUAAUAUAACGAACAAUCGGAAGAGGAAACAUCGUGAUCCACAUGUUGCUGGAGGUGCUGCUGAGUACCAAGACGAUUUCCUGGAUAGUCCGGAUUUUAUGACUAUCAUUGAGAUGGUGGAAAUGUUGUUUGAAAAUCAGGGAAACAUGUACAAGUUACUUGAUGCCUAUUUAAACAAUGUAAAUCAUCAUAAAUUGAAGAAAGCUAAGACCGACUUCCAGAAGCUGCAGAACAAGUACCACGAGGAAAAGCGAGCUAUGAGUAAGGCAAUGUCGAAUCUGAGUGUGAACAUGGGGAACCUUAAAGAUUGUGCAGGAAAACUCUUUGAUCUAUUUGAGGCUCAAUUUGAAGAAAGGGAGGAUCUUCAUCGCAAAUUGAAUAAAGCUCACGAGGAUAAGAUUAUGUUACUUCAGGGGCUACAGUUGGAGCAGCAAAUGAAAAUGUCUCUACUAGGAAUGUUAAAGAACAAAUUAGAGACGUAUGAGGUGAAUCGAAAAAUGGACCAGGCUAAUAACGCUAAGCGAUCAAAAUCUUCGGCACGCUAAGAUUCCAAGACUACCAAUAAUUAACAGUUGAAUUUAUAUGAUCAAUUCUUCGAUCACUUCCAGAAAAAAAAAUGAAUAUGAUCCAGAUAGAACUGCGCGAUGAAAUAAAUAUUUGAUUUUCAUUAAUUUUUUGGCACUCAGGCUUUGUCCUUUAUGCAGAUCAAUUGAGAUCGUUCAAUGAUGAUCAUUCGUAUUAAUCACUUUAUAUGAAUUAACAAUGUUGCUUGAAAAUGAAUA
Messenger RNA from Lutzomyia longipalpis, 968 nucleotides. RefSeq lists its product as uncharacterized. NCBI's taxonomy places the organism in Eukaryota, Metazoa, Arthropoda, Insecta, Diptera, Psychodidae. Bases 180 to 731 code for a protein of 183 amino acids. The transcript is spliced from 4 exons. The record is from RefSeq and is a predicted model, not a curated record.